AUGAUCAAAGUUUCGGAUCAAGAUGAUUCUGUUUUUCUAAAAAAUAUGUUCAAAUUUAAGGAUUUUGGAUCUUUGAAGGUUCCAGGAUGUGUUGAUGGUAACAAGUUAAUUGAUUUGAUUGGUCGUGUAGUUUCCAUUCAUGAACCUAAAGUUAUUCAAGUUAAUAAAAAACCACAAAGGUUGAUUGAUUUCGUCAUUGAAGAUUGUGGUUUGCCUAGGUUCUUUACUCCUAUACGGAGUAUAAGCUCAAGUUCUAGAAUCAUUGGAAGCGGAUCGUUGGAAGCUAUGUUGAAUGAGAUUAUCACAGUCACUUCUUUAAAGGAUAUUCAUGAUGAAAAGAAGGUAGGAGAAUUUUGGGUGUUCGGAGAAAUUAUAGAUUUUGAACACGAUUGGUACUUCACUGCAUGUAGGAAUAAGGGUUGUGGAAAGAAACCUCAAGAAACUGAGGACAAAAUGUAUUGUAAGUCAUGUGACAAACAGUGGUCUGACGGAAUAAUAAAAUAUAGAUUGGUGAUUGCUAUCCUUGAUGAUGAUCAAGAUGGUCAACUACUACUUUGGGAUAAUGUGUGUUCGUCUCUACUAGGGAUCACUGCUAGCGAGUUGAAGGUGAAAUAUUCUGAAGAGGGUUGUAUGCCCAAUGAGAUUAAGGAAUUGCUUGGAAAGACCAUGAAGUUCAGGAUAGUCACACGACAGGAACAAUUCAACUAUAGAGGAAAUGUUGCUUUUACAGUUCUAGGAGUGAAAAAUGGUGAAAGAUACGACACUCUAGCAUAA
Molecule: messenger RNA, 774 nt
Organism: Ipomoea nil (Japanese morning glory)
Lineage: Eukaryota; Viridiplantae; Streptophyta; Magnoliopsida; Solanales; Convolvulaceae
Exons: 6
Coding region: 1-774 (257 amino acids)
Source: RefSeq, a predicted model, not a curated record